Molecule: messenger RNA, 1692 nt
Organism: Didymodactylos carnosus
Lineage: Eukaryota; Metazoa; Rotifera; Eurotatoria; Philodinida; Philodinidae
Source: the annotation of a GenBank genome assembly
AUGCUUUAUAAUCGCUCUGAUUCAUUGAAAUGUCUUGAAUGGGUUAUAUUUGAUGAAGUUCACUAUAUCAAUGAUCCGGAACGUGGUAUUGUAUGGGAAGAAGUUAUUAUUAUGUUGCCUGAUUAUGUUAAUCUAAUUAUGUUAAGUGCAACUGUUUCCAAUUCUACAGAAUUUGCUGAGUGGGUUGGACGAAUGAAAAAGCGUCAUGUAUAUGUAAUAUCAACGUUUAAACGUCCAGUACCAUUGGAACACUAUCUGUUUACUGGAAAUUCAACAGGAACUAAUAAAGAAUUAUUUUUAUUGAUUGAUUCUGAACAAAAACUUUUAUUGAAAAAUUAUGAAUUAGCUGUAAAUGCAAAAAAUUCUCGAUUAAAAGAUCAUCAACAACAAUAUGGCUCUAAACAACGACGAGACUAUCUUAAUCCAAAUCAAAGUAAAACUUUAUGGACAGCAAUUAUUUAUAUGUUACGAGAUCGUCAAUUAUUACCAGCUGUUUGUUUUGUGUUUUCUCGUAAACGAUGUGAUGAAUAUUUAAGUUUAGUUGAAAAACUUGAUUUAAAUCCUGCCGAAGAUAAACACAAAAUAGUUAAAUUUUUUCGACAAGCAUUAUCUCGAUUAAGUGAUUCCGACAGACAAUUACCGCAAGUAACAAGUGUUCUAGAAAUGGCUAAAAGAGGUAUUGCAAUUCAUCAUUCGGGUGUAUUACCGAUACUUCGAGAAGCUGUUGAACUAUUAUUUCAAAGUGGAUGUAUCAAAAUAUUAUUUGCUACCGAAACAUUUGCUAUGGGUAUCAAUAUGCCUGCAAGAACAGUUAUAUUUGAUGCAAUUCAAAAACAUGAUGGUCGCUCAUUUCGAGAAUUAACACCAAGUGAAUAUAUACAGAUGGCAGGACGAGCAGGAAGACGUGGCUUGGAUAAAACGGGAACAGUUAUUAUUUUAUGUAAAGGUUCUGAAGUACAACCUAUUGCAAGUUUGAGAACAAUGAUGAUGGGUAAAGCUUCUCAAUUACAAUCUCAAUUUCGUUUAACUUAUGCAAUGAUAUUGAAUUUUUUACGUGUCUCCGAAUGUCCCCUAACAUAUAUGGUUCGUAGUUCUUAUGGUGAAUUUCAUGAACAAAAAGCAAAUUUACGUGAUUUAAUAGCAUUAAAGAAGUUGCAAACAAAUAUUGAACAAAUUAAAGUAUUAUUAGAUAAAUGUAAAAAUUGUAAUAAUGAAAAAUUAAAUCAAUAUUAUGAACAAACAGAAAAAUAUUGGUCUCUCAUAUACAAUAUUCAACAAUUGCUACAAGAAAAUGUAAAAACACAAAAUUUAUUAAAAUGUGGAAAAAUUAUUCGAAUACGCUAUUUAUAUGAAACAGAUUUACCAGCCAUUGUAUUAGAUUCAUCACAUGAACAUUCAAAAAAACAAACAAUAUCGGUAUUAUUAAUUCGACGUAAAUCACAAUUAAAUGAGAGUUUAACAGAUGCUGAUACAAUACUUCUCAAAGAAUCAAAUGGUAUUCUUGUUUUACCUCUUCAAACAUGGAAACAAGAUGAUCCAUAUGAUAUUCAAAAUGAAGACUAUGAAAUUAAAAAUAUUUCCUAUACAGAUAUACUUGAUAUUACACUAAAUUCAUUUCUUAUUAUUCUUAAUUGUUCAAUGGCUUGUUUAAGCGAUGUAUCAAAAUGCUUUUGUUCCAUGACUUUGUGCUAA